Molecule: messenger RNA, 2522 nt
Organism: Amoebophrya sp. A120
Lineage: Eukaryota; Dinophyceae; Syndiniales; Amoebophryaceae
Source: the annotation of a GenBank genome assembly
CGAGAAAGCACGCGAUCCGGUGCGCAUGCAAAUUACAACAUGUUGUUUCUGUCACUUUUGGCGUCUCCAGGGGGCAGUUCAUCUCUUUACUAGCUUUUUGUGUUGAUGACUGCAUGGUCGUCCAGUGUGCAAGUCAACCAAGGUAGCCAGUAGGAACUCUUUCACAGAAAAAUAAGUCAUAAUCUUUGCUGUGCACCACUAGACGCUUACUUGGAACAUACUAACACAACCAGAGUUUCACAUGCCUGUAUACUAUCGCUGAAAGAGACACUCCUCCUUCCGGCGUUCAACAGAUAAUAAACACGUAGCUCACGUCGACGGUGAAGAUUGAUCAGUACUUAUUUUCUUACUUUAGAAGAACGGUAAUAGAGACCCCAUCUUCUGUGUAAAGACGUCAUUAUUUGACCCGCACCGGUCCGCAAGCGGGGAAGCAGCUGUCACAACAACCGUAGCAACAUUUGCUUGUCAUAAUAUCAUUGACGUCCUCACCGCCAUAGGAAGAGAGGCGGUAACGAGCUAGAGAUUGCCCGCAUUAGGUCAACACAAGAACCACUUGCACAAGAACACUAGAAAUCGAAUCAGUUCGACCAAAAUGUCCGGCGAAAAGAGUGAAGCGGGAAAAAUGAAGAUUACGGCCACUGGCCGGGUGGGGACCUAUGUGUCUUACGCCAGCAAACUCUUCAACGAAGACGAACUGGACACGUAAGAAUAUGACUCUUGAUACAGUUGUAGUCUUCAUACAGUGUAAGAUUCGAGGAGCAUCCGAUUGUUUUUAAUCGCGUUAAGUGCAUGCAUGGUCAAACGCAAAUCUAUUUGAUGAAUGACUGUGGAAGUUGUACAUACCAACAAAAACAGGAUCUCGCUCAUCGCUACGGGAACUGCACUGCCGACCUGCGUGACCACCGCAGAAAUCCUAAAGCGACGCUUCAAGGGUCUGCACCAGGUAAACAAAAUCGGAACCUUGGAAAUUGAAGGAGAGGACGAGGAAAAGGAAGGCGAAGAAGCGGUACAGAUAAAUAUGUAUCCGUUCUUUUUUAUCGCAUGCAAUCCAUGCGUAGUAGUUGCAGAAGCUACGACAGGGCCGCAGGUUGUAUCAAUGUAUGGAAAAUAAAUUCUGGAGGCAGUUGGGCGAUUCAGUCGCUGCAUGAUCUGUGAAACUGACAAAUAAGUCGCCGACAAAAUGUAUAAAUAACAGGUGACCUUCACGCGGCGUGUGUCCUUUAUCGACAUUACCCUGACACUGAACAAAAGCAAAAUCAACGUGAAAGAUUCUGGGUAUCAGGAGCCUCUGCCAGAGGAAUUGGUCAAGGAACAGCCGAAGUCUGGCACCACCGAGGAUGGCGACGAGGAGAAGCCCAAGCGAAAGAGCAAGGGUAAGGGAAAGAAGGGCAAGAAAGGCAAGGGGAAGAAGGGCGAGAAGAAGGGAAAGGGCAAGAAGGGUGAGAAGAAGGGCAAGGGUAAGAAGGGCGGGAAGAAGGGCAAGAAAGGAAAGGGGAAAAAGUCCUCGGGAACCUGGAAGAAGGCGGAAGAAGAGUGAAGUGGUGAAUCUUAAUGGUUUUUUUUCACCGCAAGAUAAAGACAGGUUUUUAUCGGACUGUGUCUUACGAAAAGCGGAUGAAAGAAUCUCGAUAUUGAUUCCUGUCUGCACGAUCGGAUCAUGCUGCGCUGAUCAUGAAAACAACAGAUUUUAUUCAAGAACUCCCAUGCGGUGCCUGUGAUGAGCCACAAUUUUCUCAUCUACCAUUGAUGUUUUCGACUGUUUUUAGGCCACGUUCGAUAUUAUGACAUUUUUUGAUGUAGCUCAAAGUUAGUUUUACACGACAACUCUUUACUCUUUACUUUGGUAUCACAACCAUCCGUUUGAGAAUUAGCAAGAACCAGGUUUGAACAAGGAUAUAUUUUCAUCGAUUAGCAAUUGACUCUUUUGGAGCGAGCAGGGGUUCGCAACGCGAUGGGAGCAAGUUUCUAUCGGCACCUAGAUAGAGUUAAACGCGGAGUAAACAACUGGCGCAAGAAAGCGGCACGGCAUCGACAACAGGUUGCCGUUCGCUCAACACUGUAGUUUUCAUCGCUGCACCACACUUCUGCCAGCUGCAACUUUUAACACCAACUUGCCGCAUCUUUACUAUUUUUGCUCUUUCCCCGCGAGAAACCGCAAUAUUACCGCUGAUCAGAUUUUAAUAUGGGUUAUACUGGUUCAUUUAUAGUUGUUGCCACGAGUUGUACUAUAACAGUUCGUUAAUAACUUCGCAUCUCGAUAAUUGGUGCGACGUACGGACACGAAGGAUCGAAACGAUUACUAUUUUUUUCGAAGGUAGAUUCCUUCAACUUUUCGAAGAAGAUAACAAGAUCAACUCGACCCAUUAUAUAUGAUCGCGAACGUUGUUUUUCGAACGGAUACUAGUUCGUCCGGCAGAUGAUGAACCGCGAUUGUUCGACGAUCGCUCACCGGCGCACUAGAGUUUUAGCAGCUAGUGUGUGUUCUACCGCAGUCCUGCAUGAAGGCGGACUGCGUCCCAAGC